Molecule: messenger RNA, 369 nt
Organism: Tetrahymena thermophila SB210
Lineage: Eukaryota; Ciliophora; Oligohymenophorea; Hymenostomatida; Tetrahymenidae
Product: transmembrane protein, putative
Exons: 2
Source: RefSeq, a predicted model, not a curated record
AUGUAUUUUGUUUAAAAUAUUUUUUUAAUAUUUGUCAAUACUAAUAAAAAAUACUUCUUACUUUGCAUGCAAGUUAUAAAAAACAAAAAAGUAAAGAAUAAAUCAAUAAAUAAAGAAGUGCUAUGUACUAAACUAAGUAUUUAAUUUAAACAGAUGAAAUCUAAAUAUUAAAAACUAAUCACAAUCUUUGCAUUUCGGAGAUGGAAGGAGAUCCUAAAUCUUUCAAAUUCAUUUUUUUAAAAACAAAUGAAAUUUAUAAUUUAUGUUAUAAAAUAUUCUAUUUUGUAAUAUUUAUUUUAUGCCUUCUAUUACAAAUUGAUUGUUACAAAAAUAAAUUCCCUUUAUUUUUAAUCUUAAAUUUAUAAUUGA